Effrenium voratum is the source of this 936-nucleotide messenger RNA. Lineage: Eukaryota; Dinophyceae; Suessiales; Symbiodiniaceae. The record is from the annotation of a GenBank genome assembly.
AUGGCACCUGUGAUGCACACCAAAGAGGUUCAAAAGGUGAAGCAUUCCGACGGCAGCAAGACCGUCAACGGCUUCCGGGUGCUGCGGCUCCUGGGCGAAGGCUCCUUCGCGAAGGUGAAACUUUGUGAGGAGCUGACCACGCGCCGGAGCUUUGCGCUGAAGGUGUUUCGCAAGCUUCCGCUCCGGAAGCAGCGGGAAUUCAUGCGGGCAGAGGAUGGAGAAGGAAUGCGGGUACGCACCAGCCUGGAUAAGGUGUACCAGGAGAUCGAGCUGAUGAAGGACAUCUCCCACGCCCACUGCGUGCAGCUCCACGCCGUGUUCGAGGAGCCGGCGGUCAGCGGGAAGAUCUACGUGGUCUUGGAGCUGGCGGAGGGCGGCGCAGCCAUGGACUGGGACGAGCAGCGCCAAGAGUUCAGCGCUGCUGGCGGGGGCCUGGUGCCGGAGGACACGGCCAGGAGAUUCCUUCAGCAGCUACUGGCCGCCUUGGGGUACCUGCACGCGGUGUGGGUGGCCCACCGGGACGUGAAGCCGCAGAACCUGCUGGUGGCCUCUGGCCAUCUGAAGCUCGGAGACUUCGGCACGGCGGCGCGGAUGGGCGAGGACUACUUGAUCCAUGGCACUGAAGGUACCUACCACUUCUUCUCCCCCGAGAUGUGCCAGGUGGGGUACCGUGGCCACGACGGGCGCCGUGCGGACAUUUGGGCCGCUGGGGUCUCGCUUUGGGCCUUCCGCUCUGGAAAGCUGCCGUUUUUCCACAAGGACAUGGCUGUGCUUAUGGACCGCAUCGCUGCCGGGGAACUUUGCUGGGAAGGGGCCUCCUUCUCUGCCGGGUGCAGCGGAUCGCUGGAGCUCAUGCUGUGCAAGGACCCGGGUCAGCGGCCUUUGGCAGAGGAAUUGCUCUUGGACCCCUGGAUAGGCAUCGAUGCGUCCAGCUAG